UCUUCGGUCGGAAAUGAUGCUGAAAAUGAUGAUAAUGAAUCUGAUGAUUCUCUUGAUAUUAUCGAUCCAAAUGAAUUGGAUGAUGCUAUGCAAAAUGUUGGAGAUGAACAAGAAAAAGUAGAUGAUGAUGAUGAUGAAACAAACUAUGAUAUAAUUGAUAUAAAUCUUGAGUCUUGGAACCAUUCUUUUUCUGCUCUCGAAUAUGCAAUCAUAUUUGGGCAUGUUGAUGUUGUAAACCGCUUAAUUCAAGCCGGAGCUAAUGUUCGUCGACGUAUAAUAAUCAAGACUACAAAUUCGUAUCACGGACAAAUCAUUAGGAUUUAUUAUCCAUUAUGUCUUUGCCUUUUAACUAGGAAUGCACAGAAAGGUCUCGAAAUUGCAUCAAUUUUGAUAAAGAAUGGUGCACAUUCUUCUCAGCUCGAUUCUUACUAUAACACUAUAAUACAUUUUGCUGUAGAUGCUGGAAAAUUUGACUUUGUAAAAUUACUUUUGGACAUAGAUCCAAAAGCGACUAGAAUACUUAAUUUUCUUAAUUAUCGUCGACAAUCUCCAGUAACAAUUGCCGUGAAAAAUGGAAAUCGAGAAAUGUUGGAACUGCUAUUGAAACACGGUGCUCAUGCAUCCAUAACCUUGGAAGAUUUUAAUGAAUUUAUCAAAUAUCAAAAAUUACGUUACAAGUACGAAGAUAUAGAACAACCAGUACUAUUAUCUCUUGAAAAUGGCCUUUUACGCUUAUUGAUUGAAGCUGGUGUUCACGUAAAUUCUUUGGAUAACUCAAAAGAGACUUUGUUGGAUCGAGUGCUUGUACUUAUUAAUGACAAUGUUAAGAAUUUACCUGACUAUAUGAUUUCUGAUGCUAUUGAAAGACAACUUCAGGCUACAAAUAUUAAAUCAAUAGUUUCUUCUGAACUUAAGGAACAUCCUGUCGAUUCAUAUGUUGGAUUUUUACUUUCAAGAAUAGAUGAAUCGCAAAUGAAUGAUUCUAUUUUUAAAUUAACGGCUUUAAAUUCGAUUUGUGAUAAAAUUGAUGAAAAAGAAACGAAAAAUCGAGAAUUAUUGGAAAAAUUACGACAACUCGAUAAAUGCUUUGUAUAUUUAUAUGAACGUGGUGCACAAAUAAGUCUCGAAUUUGAAGUAAAUCAACAUGCUAUUUUGGGCAAAUUGGAAGAAUUAAAAACAAAAGAAGAUUUACUUGCUAAGAAGCGAAAACAUUUAGAAUUGAUGAAUACACAUAAACUACAAAAAACAACAGAAACCAACAUGCAGUUGAUGAAGGCUAUAUUAGAAACACAGAUUGAAAUAUUGAACCAAAUUGUUGAGCAUCAAAAUAAAUUCUUUGCACAAAGAUUACCAUCAAGUCAACAAAUAAUUAAUAUUUUGAAUGAAUCAUCAAAAGAUCUAAUAAAGGAUACAAAGAACCCAACUUCUGAUGAUAUCUAUAAAAAUAUUAUUUCUUUUAAAUAUCUAAAUUGGCACGUUGUACCAGAAUUCCUUUAUGAACAGUACACAAAUCUUUAUCAAGCUCUAUGGGAUAAUAAUACUGAGCUUGUUGAGUCACUAAGUGCAGAUCUUAUCAUUGCUGUUCAAGAUAAAACUGGCAUGACACCAUUUAUGUUGGCAUGUUAUAAAGGUUAUGAAAAUCUGGCGAUUCAAAUUUUAAAAAUAGCUGAACGACAAUAUCUACCAAAGGACUCAAAUGACCAAGAUCCUAAUGAGAAAAAACGCUUUAUUAGCAAUUAUGACAUUUUAGAAGCCGAUUCGGAUUAUUAUGAUUCCGAAGAUGAAGAUGGACCUGAGGUACCAGCAGAACCUGUUAUUGAUGAAGUGCAAGAUUCGAAACCAGCAGUUCAUAUUGAAAUUACUGCAUUACAAUUAUUACAACACUCAACCUACAAUUUAUCCGAAAAAUAUGAACUUUUGCAAAUGAAUUGUAAAAAACCAUUUUUUCAAGGAGCAUUUAAUGGACUUGCAUUGGCAGUAUUCAUGAAUCACGUCAAAGUUAUCAAAGAAGUAUUGAUAUGGGCUAAAACUUAUCAAAAAGUAAAAGAUGAUAAAGAAGACAUUACAGACUUGGUUAUGCAAUUAAUAAGAAAUACAAAUACAUAUGCACCUUUGACCACUUUUAAUUAUAAUAAUCUUAUGCAAUGCGCUAUAUUUAUUGAUAACGUUGAUGUAGUCGAUUUGCUAAUAGAAUUUGGAGCUGGUGGAAACUCAUUUGGAAUGUUUAAUAUCGAGCGAGAUGAAGAAAUUGAAGCCCUUAUAAAAAAAAUUAAACCAAUGACUUAUAUUGGAUUAAAUAUUAAUGGCAGAAAAAAGAGAUCAUGGAUUUCUCGACAUGAUCCUUAUAUUCUUCAGCAAGCAGUCGAUCCAUCCUUUCUUCACUUUGCAGCUUAUUAUGGUGCUACAAAAAUCAUCGAAUAUUUCUUAAGCUUACGACCAAUUGAAGCAUUACAGAGAUUCUCUUCAUUGCAUUGUAAAAAUUCUAAUAUUAAAAAUAUAUUGUUGACAAACGAAGAAAUCCUUAAAGUUGGUCGAGUUUUAUUUUGGUUUUAUUUACCCAAAGCAGAUACCCCAUUUCAUUGGGCCGUUAAAAUGAACAAACCAGAGUCAAUUAAAGAAUUAGCAAAUAUAUAUCAAAGUUUUAAAAAAGAUAAUGAUGAACCUCUUGAACAAAUAAUCAAUCAAGAAAGUUUUGAUCGUUAUGUAACACCAUUUCUUCUUGCCGUUAUUGAAGAUAAGUUUGAAUGCGCAGAAGCAUUGUUAGAAAUUGGAGCUGAUCCUUCUAUUCCCGAUGAUUUUGCAUGGACCGCAUUGCAUCAUGCUGCGUAUCAUGGUAAUUUGAAAAUGUUACGAUUUCUUUUUGAUAAAUUGGAUCGUAAUAUAACUCAAGAAAUGCUUGAAACACAAACUAUUGAUUACAAACACACACCAAUUUCAAUUGCUAUCCUUGAAGGACGAAAAGAUACAUUUCAAUUUUUACUUGAGAGAACAACCAAUACAUCUAUUGUUGACUUUGCUCACAACAAUUAUUUACAUCUUUCCGUUAAGGAGAGUUCUCUCGGAAUUACAAAAAUCUUGCUAUCGUUGGAAGAUCAUGAGAAAAAAUCAGGGGAAAAGUCAAAGGCUCUUAAUUAUCUUUGCUGUGAGAACACUUCAGGACACACUCCUGUUGACAUUGCUGUGAAUCAAUUUUUGAAAGAAACUCAUGAUAAUGAAAUCUUGUCUGAUGAAUACAUCAAGAAACCAAAAAAUGAAAGAUAUUUCUCAUAUAGAUCUUAUGGCAUGUCUUUACAGCGGUGUAUAUCAAGGCAAUCUAUUUCUCGCUGUUCAAAACAAGAAGAAAUAGAAUAUUUUCAACCAUUUGAAGUUUUUGACCUUUUGCAAAAAGUCAAUGAAAAUAUAAAUUCAGGAAAAGACCUUAUUUCAUUCAAGGAUGCUAAAGAUAUGAUCUAUAAGGGCAUAGAUAUAUGGCGUAACCAAACAAAUUAUUUUGUUGAAAAAGAAGUAUAUGCUGUUCCUGAAAUUAAAAUUAAUAUUUGUAACUUUAUUGAUGAUUACACUAAAUAUGUGUGGUAA
Messenger RNA from Racocetra persica, 3576 nucleotides. The record is from the annotation of a GenBank genome assembly. Lineage: Eukaryota; Fungi; Glomeromycota; Glomeromycetes; Diversisporales; Gigasporaceae.